Messenger RNA from Botrytis cinerea B05.10, 1605 nucleotides. RefSeq lists its product as hypothetical. The coding region runs from base 507 to 1073 and encodes 188 amino acids. The record is from RefSeq and is a predicted model, not a curated record. The transcript has a single exon. Lineage: Eukaryota; Fungi; Ascomycota; Leotiomycetes; Helotiales; Sclerotiniaceae.
GCAGCAAUUGAUGACGAGGGGCAUUGAAGCGAAACCCGAGAGUGCUCAUUUUCGUGCAUGCAUGUGAGAUACAGACCUCACAUCAAAGAAGCAUCAUUGUCGAUAUUUGCUCUCCACCUCGAUGUCGACCAGAGGAGGGCGUAACCAAUCAUGGAGUCGGCUAAAGCCCGUCAAGCAGGAUAUUUUCGAGGAGAUGGGCUUGAGAUCCAAGGGAGAUAGACAGUACGUCCUUGAGCCAAUCUCAUCUUCCGCCUUUAUUUACUUACUGCCCCGCCAGGCUUCUUGACUACAAAACCCAGGAACGUUUCUACAACAAGAUAGUCGAACGGUACUUGAUAUUUGCAGCCGAUGCUCGCAGAGGAGACGAAUUAAACCGAAAACUUACACGUCUAAAUAUUGCACAAGACAAUGCGAAUCGCGAUGCAGCUCCAACAACACAAACAGUGCCAAACCCCGCAGACCUUAUCGAUGGCAAACCCGACACAAACGAACUCGACGCUAUAACAAUGGGAAUGAGAAAGCUUCGGGAAGGAAUCGUGGCAUCGAAAAGAAUAGAUGAUUUCUCCAUCCAGGCAUAUAUAUUUUGCAUACGCCUGUCAAUAUUGCUGAAACAUUGGGAAUCGUAUCAUCCAGCGAUGCGCCAUCUACUUCAAGUAAUGCACCCAAAACAUCCACUUUCAAGUACCGAACUUCAGGAAUUUGCAGCAUACCAAGUGCUAGAUUUGGCUUGUAGGCAAUCGGAUCUGGCAAAGGCAUACUCUAUCAGACUCGCACUCGGGUUGCGAGACUCCAAAGUCGACGAAGUUUUGAAAGCGAUUGCUCACGAUAAUUACUUUCUAUUUUGGAAGGUAAAGAGGGAGGUUGAUGGUUAUAAGGCAAAGAUCAUGGAAUUCGCGGGAGAGGAGAUGAAGCUGCAUGCUUUAAAGUCGAUUGGGAAAACGUACCUCAGUAUCGAUCUAGAUUCUUUGGAGCAACUUACCGAUUCUAGUUGGAGCGUUUUGACUGAGGCAUAUAGCGUGGGAUGGCAAUUAGAAGGGACAAAGGUUGUAAUUCGAAAACCAAAGCCGCGUUGAAAGUAUAUAAAUCCCUAUGAUGCCAUUACUUUCAUUCGAUUUCUGGAAUACACGAGGUUAUAUGUUAUAGGUAUGUUGAUUAGCAAUGAUCAUCGUCGAUAGGUCAACCUCUGACAAUUCACAUCAGGUCAUAGAGUUGAUCUUGUUCACGAUCAUGACUAUUGAUGAUGUAUGGUCAUUAUCAGCAUGAACUUGAGAUUCUAGAAUCUCCGCGUGGUGUACGCAAGAGAGACCAUACUGGAUUUGAACACUGCCAUUACCUUUUUGUGGUUGCAACACAGAAAUCUAAUCGGUACGACAUGAACGUAAUCGGGCGCCACAACAACAUGCGUGUGUUCGUCAGUUAUCCUUUAAUCGUAGGCUACGAAUCCACGAUUCUGGUACGACGUGUAUGUUGAAUAUAUCGCGUUCUUAUUUCAUGAGAUUUUAUGAAGGAAACCUUUCGAUCAUCUCAUCCGAAAGAUGAAGGAAAUUAACCUGAAGUAUCACAUCAACCUUGAGGGAUCGAUAAAUACUUGCGAGAGGCUUAUCA